Molecule: messenger RNA, 1090 nt
Organism: Erythranthe guttata (spotted monkey flower)
Lineage: Eukaryota; Viridiplantae; Streptophyta; Magnoliopsida; Lamiales; Phrymaceae
Product: GDSL esterase/lipase At5g03820
Molecular function (GO): hydrolase activity, acting on ester bonds
Source: RefSeq, a predicted model, not a curated record
AAGAAAAUGGAAAUAUCAAGAAGAAAAUUAGGUGCAUUUGUUGUAAUAACAAUUAGCAUGGUGGUGGUGUUAUUAUCAAGUAGUAGUGUGCAUGGAGAUCCUCUUGUACCAGCACUGAUCAUAUUCGGCGAUUCUGUUGUCGACGUCGGAAACAACAACAAUUUGCAGACGUUGAUUAAGGCCAAUUUCCUUCCUUACGGUAGAGAUUUCGUCACCCACAAACCUACCGGAAGGUUCUCCAAUGGCAAGCUCGCAACAGACUUCACCGCCGAGUAUCUGGGUUUCAAUUCUUACCCGCCGGCGUACUUUAGCCAAGAAGCAAGAUCAGGUAAGAAUAUUCUUACGGGUGUCAACUUCGCCUCCGCCGCUUCUGGUUAUUAUGACAGAACUGCACAACUAUAUAGGGCGCUGACAUUGACGCAGCAGCUAGCAAAUUACAGGGAUUGGCAGAGCAAAGUGGUGAAUUUGGUGGGAAGGAGCAAAGCUAACGAUAUAUUCUCAGGAGGGAUUCAUCUGAUAAGUGCAGGGAGCAGUGAUUUCAUUCAGAAUUAUUACAUUAACCCUAUUCUCAACACUGCUUACACACCUGAUCGUUUCUCCGACACUCUCAUCAGAUCCUACUCUACCUUAAUCCAGAAUCUGUACAGUCUGGGAGCAAGAAGAAUCGGAGUGACGUCUCUCCCACCGACGGGAUGCUUGCCGGCGGCGAUAACACUAUUCGGUGGCGGAAGCAACCAAUGCGUGGCCAGGCUCAACCACGACGCCGUUUUGUUCAACAAUAAACUGAACGCCACGUCACAGAAUCUGAAGCCCAGUUUGCCCGGACUCAAGCUUGUUGUCUUUGAUAUCUACCAACCUCUUCUUGACUUGAUCACUAAGCCCACUGACAACGGAUUUUUUGAAUCGAGGAGGGCGUGUUGUGGGACAGGCACAAUAGAAACAUCAUUUCUGUGCAACGCGAGAUCAGUGGGCACGUGUUCAAAUGCAACACAGUAUGUUUUCUGGGAUGGAUUCCACCCCUCUGAAGCUGCUAAUGAGAAAUUAGCACAGUCUCUACUUGAACAGGGAUUUGAUCUUAUCUCUUAAUUAA